Messenger RNA from Cetraspora pellucida, 140 nucleotides. Lineage: Eukaryota; Fungi; Glomeromycota; Glomeromycetes; Diversisporales; Gigasporaceae. The record is from the annotation of a GenBank genome assembly.
UAUUCGGUCCUGUUAAAAAUAAUAAUAACACGGUCCUAACUGCCAUUAUAUUUGAUGGUGGAGAUAUUAUCCCGAGACCUUUACCUCCCCAAGGUGAAUUCGAUAUCAAUGGCGGAGGAUCGUUUAACCUACGAAUAUGA